AUGAAGCUCACCUUCAAGGACCUCAAGCAGGCCAAGUUCCAAGUCGAGGCCGAGCCGACCGACACCAUCGGCUCUGUCAAGGAGAAGAUCAGCAAGGAGAAGGGAUGGGAGCCGUCUACUCAGAAGCUCAUCUACUCGGGAAAGAUUUUGCAAGAUGACAACACCAUCGAGUCGUACAAGAUCGAAGAGAAGGGCUUCAUUGUCUGCAUGACAUCGAAGCCAAAAGCACCGCCUUCGAAGCCCGCCGACCCAGCAACCCCAGCUAAGUCAGUAGCAAGCACUCCAGCUCCGCCCGCCGCUCCAGCACAAUUCGCAACGUCAGCCGCCUCGCAAGCACCAGCUACUCCGUCCCCAGCUCCAGCGUCCACAGCUUCCGGCGAUGUAGCGACGUUCAACGACCCUUCUGCGCUGGCCAUGGGCGAGCAGCGUGCCGCUGCAAUUGCGAAUAUGGAAGCAAUGGGCUUUCCUCGAGACCAGAUCGAUGCUGCAAUGCGCGCCGCCUUCUUCAACCCCGAUCGUGCAGUCGAGUACCUCUUGAACGGCAUUCCGGAGAGCGCGAGACAAGAGCAGCGUCCAGCUGCCGCAGCACCGCGGCCAGCUUCGCAACAAGCCCAGCAGGCAGCCGCUACGACUGCGACUGCAACUGAGGCACCCCAGGCUGGAGGUGACGAGCCUGUCAAUCUCUUCGAGCAGGCGGCUGCGCAGGGUGGUGGAGGCCGAGGUGGAGCUACUCGUGGAGCAGGAGCAGGAGCAGGAGCAGGAGCUGGUGCUCAAGGCGGGGCUGCUGCAGCUCCAGAAGGUGGUGCUUCACUUGAUUUUCUUCGCAACAACCCACAAUUCCAGCAGCUUCGGCAAGUCGUGCAGCAGCAGCCGCAAAUGCUCGAGCCCAUUCUUCAGCAAGUUGCAGCUGGUAACCCACAACUGGCCCAGAUCAUCACGCAGAAUCCAGAGCAGUUCAUGCAGCUGCUUGCUGAGGAUUCUGGGGACGACGUUGCUCUUCCACCAGGCGCUCAGCAAAUAUCGGUCACCGAGGAGGAGCGUGAGGCUAUUGAGCGACUUUGCCGCCUCGGCUUCGAGCGUGACUUGGUCAUUCAAGCAUAUUUCGCGUGCGACAAGAACGAGGAAUUGGCGGCGAAUUUCUUGUUCGACCAGCCGGACGAUGAAGGAGAU
Molecule: messenger RNA, 1170 nt
Organism: Pseudocercospora fijiensis CIRAD86
Lineage: Eukaryota; Fungi; Ascomycota; Dothideomycetes; Mycosphaerellales; Mycosphaerellaceae
Exons: 3
Biological process (GO): nucleotide-excision repair; proteasome-mediated ubiquitin-dependent protein catabolic process
Cellular component (GO): cytosol; nucleoplasm
Molecular function (GO): damaged DNA binding; polyubiquitin modification-dependent protein binding; ubiquitin binding
Source: RefSeq, a predicted model, not a curated record